AUGGCUCCUCAGAUGCCGAAUGCGUGUCUUACCUGCGCGGCGCAAAAGCGGAAAUGCGACAAGACGUUUCCAGCGUGCUUGAGGUGUGCUCGGUCAAAAACAAACCGGCAAUGUGUAUAUCGAGGUCCCUUUGAUGACCAACUUACGGACUAUAGGAGCGGACCGCUCGUUCCCAGUUCACCAUCCUUCAAAUCUGCAGUCAACUGCGAAAAAUGCCGGGCAGGAAAGCGCGCCUGCAGCAGGGACUUGCCGGUCUGUUUAAGAUGUAAAAGACAAAAUACGCCCUGCGACUAUGAGCUCGGCAAAGCUUACUCGGUUGACGCAAACCGUCGAAGUAUACCGGUUCAAUCAUGGUCUCCUCGAAAUAGAUUAUCAAAAGUCGCCAUCAGUCCUCAACCUUUCGAAGACCUGGAGCUGUCUAGAGUCAGACAUUCCGUAUCCCCCCUCGCACUGUCCGCACCCCAGUAUAAGCUGCGAUACCCUAUACCCGAACGUGAUUAUUUUCCGAAAUUAAUCCGUUAUUACACCGAGGCUUGCUGUAUGCCAUCCAGCUAUGUUGUACAGGACAGCCUCAUGGCGCACAUCAAUAGCUUUUGGAUGAGUCGAGCCCUAGCGGAUCCCUGUCUGUUUUCCACACUUCUCUACAACGCAUCGGCCCACCGGGACAUGGUUCAUGGUAUACCACAUACCUACCAAACGUUAUAUCAUCACUCGCAGGUGUUGAAGAUCUUGCGCAAACGGUUAGAAGAGGGCCGCCAAAUUACCUAUGAAACGGCAGCCUCUGUGAUUUCUUUGACCUUUUACAGUAUGAGUGGAUAUAACACGGACUCUGCCCUUAUACACAGGAAUGGUCUGUUGCAUAUGCUUGCGAAGAGCCAGAAUCAAGGCCCGGAGUUUGAGCCACUGACAGCCUUGGCGAACUUAAUACUCCUAGGUCUUACGGUAGUAGUCAACGAAGAUCCGCCGAUCAUCCCCCCGGUCAACACAUCAACACAGACUGACGCGUUCACGUUCAAGCCCGGCUGUAUGCCCUCGAAUCUGCUCCGACGCGCAGUGAGAUCAGGGAAUCGAGACAGCCUACUCAGCAGCGAGACUGUUUUCGAACUGCAAGACGUCCUCGAUUUCAUCGAUAAUGCCGAGCACGUCCCGAUAUCAGACUUAUAUACCCUCCACGCCACCACCAGAACCAAACAUCCCACAGAAACCAGUGCCAAAGCAGAAUCUCCCAGUCCUACCAGCCAAACGGCCCGAAUCAUAAACGAAUGCUGUCAUCUAGCGACCGAUAUCUUCUGGUCUCUAGUGCAGAACGCAUUAUACCCUGAGAGUCCAUCUUCAGCAGAUGACCCAUCAACUCCAGUUCCACGCACAUCAUUGGAGAUGCUAGGCGCUGUUUUCCUAAAUCUAGACAUCUUAACGUGGAAGAAGCACAAUCCAGAAGCGUACCUGUGGGUUGCGCUUACUGCCGCAGCGGCCUGUGACAAGCCAGAGAGUCGCGCCUCGUUUGUUGCGGUAGUACCGCCUGUUUUAACCGCGGCGGAUACGAAGGAAUUGUCGCUUGCAAGGGAAUGCUGGAGGUAUUAUAAGUGGUUGAGUGGGAUUUCCUCCUCGCGGGCCGAGGAAAGGAAUGUGGAUAGGGGUCCUGUGACUGAGCUAGCUUGCUAG
Aspergillus calidoustus is the source of this 1662-nucleotide messenger RNA. Lineage: Eukaryota; Fungi; Ascomycota; Eurotiomycetes; Eurotiales; Aspergillaceae. The record is from the annotation of a GenBank genome assembly.